UUUGUUUCACAACAUGUCAAUGUGGUUAUGUCAUCCUGUUCACCUUCACAGCUUCGUGGCGGCCGCGGAGCACCAUCCGGCAACGGCAACGUCGUUAUUCACCAAAGCUCGUCCUCGUGUUUCUUGCGCCAUCUGCAACGACGCCGUGGAUCGCUCCCGCAAGGAGAUUACAACAAGACCAACCUGUACGUGUGUAUCGUGCAACUGCGUCGUCCAUCGUCGGUGCUUGUCGGAAUGGCACGAGCAAACGACAUCCACGCGCCAUCGAAACGGAAAAUUGCAUCUCUCGCUGUGCUCUGUCACUGAAAAUGUCCGUCCCACGCCUUCGUCGCAGUCGUUACCGCCAUCGCCACCCAACAACACACAGCAUGACCUCCAGCUUCUCGAGCACCUUCGUCUGGACCCGACGUUGCCGGAAUCCCCACUGCACCGCUCUCAGCUCCCUCAACCAUUCAACAGUCUCGCUUACGUCUACAUCCAGCGCUACGCCCCUUACGUCGCUGGCGGCAUUCUCCUGGGUGGCGCAGCUAUUUUCGGCAUGCCAGCCGUUGCCCUCACAGGUCUAGGCGUGAGCAUAUCCGGCCACACAUGGACACAACGCCGUCAGUCGUCGCCUAAGGACUCGGACUGGGCACGCCGCAUUUGCUGGGACUUGAAGCAAUCGGCCACUGGCACUGACUUGUCGUACAAGCAAGAUGCAGCUCUUCUUCGAAGAUACCACAACCCGACGACGGACCGGCCAUCAGCGGACGAUAUUUACCGCUUGCUGUAUCACUUGUUUGCAUCGCGUGACGAGCUCAUCGGGCGCGUCAACAGCGAGCUUUGUGAAGCAUUCCGCGCCCGCGCCAAGGCAUCCACUGCCCUUCCCGCCAUCGUGCGCGAUGUCCAAGUGUAUGUCGGCCAUGUGCUGGCAGUUGCCAUGACUACGUACCCAGCGUUAUCGAGCUCCGAAGACGCUGUUGUGCAUACCACCGAGGCGGUCGAGCGCCUCGUGUACAGCGACAUCUACUCCCUGGUGUUUGAAGCAUUCCGUCGAGAAUACGCCCGUCACGAUGCCACUCUCACUGCCCACGUCCGCGAGGUUCAAGCUCGGCGUCCCGGUGGUUCAGUAAACUCCCAAGCCGUCAAGGUUCUGGUCCGCCUUGGCCAACUUACGUACCCGUGGGGCAAGCUCCAAGUCCUCGGCGAAGCGUUCCGAGUGAUGUGCACGGAAGUAGAAGCCCGGCUGACCACGGCCCCGAGCGCCGACACGGUGCUGCCCACGACAAUGGACUUGAUCGUGGACGGGAGCGGACUCACGCCGCACUUUGUUGCUCAAUUGGCAUUUGUGUCAACCUUGACCAAAGGGGGUGGCCGCGGGGUGGAAGGCUACGCAUUGACCACGUUUCAUGCUGCCCUACGGGCUCUCGCAGCAAUCGAUCUCCAGGAUGGUGUUGCAUCCGUCGACGAAUUGGACGACGACGAAUUUUUCGACGCCGUCGACGAUUUACCACGAUAACACGACGCUGUCUCGCUGCAUCUCGCAAACACGCCGCAGCGCCGGCAACCUACAUAUUCGCAUCAAGCGAAGUGUUGUUGUCGUCCAGAACACUCGAUCGAAACCUUCGCGAUGGAUCUUCCAAGCGAAUGAUGAUAGCAAUUUUUCAUUUACAACGGAUAAGCUGCAACGACUUGGAGCUUCAGAGCGCAUGGACCACGCUACAGCAAACCCCGGAAAAAGCCGACAUGGUUUCAUCCUGAAAUGCAUUCAGAAUAACUAAGUUAUUGGCACAAGUCUUUUUGACAUGCCCA
Aphanomyces invadans is the source of this 1791-nucleotide messenger RNA. RefSeq lists its product as hypothetical. NCBI's taxonomy places the organism in Eukaryota, Oomycota, Saprolegniomycetes, Saprolegniales, Verrucalvaceae. The coding region runs from base 14 to 1498 and encodes 494 amino acids. The record is from RefSeq and is a predicted model, not a curated record. The transcript is spliced from 8 exons.